Branchiostoma belcheri (Belcher's lancelet) is the source of this 3226-nucleotide messenger RNA. Its product is annotated as transcription factor RFX4-like. Gene Ontology annotation, biological process: regulation of transcription by RNA polymerase II. NCBI's taxonomy places the organism in Eukaryota, Metazoa, Chordata, Leptocardii, Amphioxiformes, Branchiostomatidae. The transcript is spliced from 14 exons. Gene Ontology annotation, molecular function: RNA polymerase II cis-regulatory region sequence-specific DNA binding; DNA-binding transcription factor activity, RNA polymerase II-specific. The record is from RefSeq and is a predicted model, not a curated record. The coding region runs from base 1 to 2094 and encodes 697 amino acids.
AUGCGGCUCACAGAUGUCUUUCUGAGGGACGACUGCAUAUACCAUUACUAUGGCAUUGCUGUGAGAGAAUCCUCAAUAUACUAUGAUAUCAUCUACUCAAAGAAGGGAGCUGGUGGAUAUGAAUUGGGUGACCCUGCAAAGAAGGAAGCAUCUAAGCAGACAGUGGCCUACUCCCCCAGGUCCAAGCUCGGCACGCUCCUCCCUGAGUUCCCAGAUGUGAAGGAUCUGAACCUGCCCAGGUCCAUCCCAAAAGAGAAAGUGUCAACCUUCAUCAUGAUGUACCGCACCCAUUGUCAGCGUAUUCUGGAUACUGUUAUCAGGGCAAACUUUGACGAGGUACAAAGCUUCCUCUUACACUUCUGGCAGGGUAUGCCCCCUCACAUGGUGUCUGUGAUUGGUUCCCAGACUGUGGUGAACAUAGUCGGUGUGUGCGACUCCAUUCUGUACAAGGCCAUUUCCAGUGUCCUCAUGCCCACUGUGUUGCAGGCUUUACCCGACAGUUUGACACAGGUAAUACGCAAGUUUGCUAGGCAGCUGGAUGAAUGGCUAAAGGUUGCACUAGAGGACCUGCCAGAAAGUCUGUGCCAGAUGAAGUUUGACCUUGCAAGACGAUUCUCUCAAAUGCUGAGGAGACAAACAUCUUUGAAUCAUCUAUGCCAGGCAUCUCGGACAGUCAUCCAUAGCAGUGACAUCACAUCACAGAUGCUGGAAGAUUGGCAAGCAAUUGAUAUCAUCAGUAUUGUAAAACAGACAUUGUAUACUAUGGAGAAUGGGCGUGAGCAGGAAUUUACGCUCGUCAAAAAAUUGUACAAAGAGUUUGAGACUUUGCUAGAAGAGCAGGCACCCAUUGAGGCUUACACAGAGUGGCUUGAUCAGAUGGUGGAUAGAUGUGUAGUGAAACUGAGCAGCCACAAACCUGGGAGUCUUCGACGAAUAGCCCGUCAGUUUCUCCUAAUGUGGUCUGGAUUUGGAACCAGAGUCAUCCGUGACAUGACACUGCACAGCUCACCCAGCUUUGGUUCAUUUCACCUUCUGCACCUGAUGUUUGAUGACUAUGUGAUGUACCUGGUCGAGAGUCUUCAGGCUAGUCAACACUCCUCACAGCUGCUCCAAGAUAUGAGAGGAGAAAAAGAUUCAGUCUCUAAGGACUUGGAUGAUCCUGCCCUUCCCAAUAUUCAAAGCUCGAUGGUUGGCAUGGAAAGUAACUCCCAACUUUCUAUCACCAUGGAUACACACCCGACAUCCCCCAAUCUGGAUGCCUCCCCUUUACAAUCCUCUGUUGCCUCCCCCACAGGAAGUCAUAACUCCACCCUGAGGACCAGUCCCUACCAUUCUCCCACUGGCAUGGUACCAGCCAACUCUGCACUGCACACUCGGCAUGCUGUGAUGAAUGCAGGGAGUGUUCAGCUAGCUGGGGUUAACUCCAACCCAAUGGCCUCUCUUUAUACCACACAAGAGGAUACCAGUUCUCGGUCAGCAACAUCACAAGCAACAUUCCAUUACAACAGUUUCAGUGCUGUUGGCCAACCAGGCUAUUCUGCUGCAUCACAUGAACCAAGCUCUGGUGUCCAGAAUUCAGCUCUCCGUUUCAGUGGAGGCUACCCAUCUUCCUCACAAUACCACAAUGCAAGAUUGGGAUCAUCUGAUAAUGAGAUGGCGCCUUCCAGUAGUAUUGCCUCCCUUGGAGCUGCCUCAAGGUGGCCAGAUGCUACCAACUCCAGCUAUACUGUAAACUCUGACCUCCAGAACCAGUACACCUGUGUAGAAACAGCAGCUGUGUAUGGGUCUGCCAUGAAUCUUUCCCGACGUGGCAUGGAGUACAAUCAACCUGGCUAUCAGUACACUGGCACUGAGUCAAGACUUGGCCAUCCUGCAAAUGGCUAUGUGCCCCACUACCCUUCAGCAUAUGGUGCGGACGCCUAUUAUCAUGGCAACAAAAGAGUAGAGGAUAUUGGGACAAAGAGAAGAGCUGAAGAGGAAAACAUUUUGGGAGAGGGAUCAGGUGACCACAGUACAGUGAUAAGAAGCCCUCAAAAGCGAUCAUCAUAUUCUCAGCACCUAGGGUACUAUUCACAUAUGCAGACUGCAAGUUGAGCAGAUACUUUGAGAUAGUGUAAAAAACUUAUACUACACUGUAUACAUGAAUAAUACUAUGUUCCAACAUCAUGAUGAAAUCUAACAUGUCUACAUGUCCAUACAUAUAUACAUUGUAUAGUCUUAUUCAAGCUUGAAUGACAAAUCACUUGGACAUGCGUUGUGCAUAGACUAUGACAAAAGCAUUAUGUUCAAUCUACACAAUCUCAAACAAAUUGGCCACAAGUAGGAGACAGUGCAUUUGACACUAUUGAGUGAAAACUAUUUGGAUUUUUCAAGUCUAAUUUUUGCAAUAUAACAUUAACAUUACACAAAGAUUAACUGAUUCAAGAUCAAGAGGUCACAAAAUGAGGGUGAUAAAAACAUUGAAAGGGAAUUAUAAGAGAGCAAUCUUCUUCACUAAUUGGAAGGUCAUGUGGUGGAAUGGUCUGCCCAAGCGAGAUCGAGGAAGUGGUAUCAGCAUCCACUGUAAAUCCAUUAAAAAACAGCCUGGAUACUGGUAUUACAUGGAAUGCCACCCAGUAUUUUGUAUAACACUCGAUUUGGCUGUUAUCAGCAGUUCUGCUGCAUGGUCAUGAACCCACACUUAAUGUAAUGGAAACCAACUUUUAUGUGAUAAAGCAGAAUUAGGUACUAAAUGUAAUGCCCUAAAUUUGACACUUUUGCUAGCAAUUGUAUAUUCUUGUCCAUAACUACAAUAUUUUUUAGAUUAUUAGAUCUAUGGUUUUCUUUAGUAAAUGUAAAAUGAUGCCUUCGAUAAUUUGGGGUAUUAAGGACAAUAUUUAAAAGUGCUGACAAUUUCAUAUUUCUGGUCUCCAUCACAGACUUAAUUAUUUAUUGUAACUUACAAUUUAUUGAUACAAUUUAAAUUGUUAUAUGUUACGUGUAGCCUCAGCACCAGUGUGCAAGCAUGUCUGAACCUUGAAGACAGGGAAGAACAGAGUGACAAUAAACCGGAUAGUGAGUGUUUGUGAGUACUUGACCCCAACUAUUUCUGUGUACACCAAAAUAAAGUAAUAAGCCUCAUUGCAAAUGCCCACUUACAUUGUAUCCAUUCAACAAGAAAUCUUAUGUCAUAUUCCAAAAAGCAAUUACUCAAGCAACUGGAUAUGAUUUUGAAAACGUCAAACCU